AUGCAAAUAAAGGUAAAAACAUUGACUGGUAAAGAAAUAGCCAUCGAGGUACAAGGAAGUGAUAAGGUGUUCCAUAUCAAAGAUCUUUUAGAAGAAAAAGAAGGUAUCCCUCCAUCACAACAGAGACUAAUUUUCCAAGGCAAACAAAUAGAUGAUGAACAAACCGUUGAAUCUGCAAAUUUAAUAGAUGGAAUGCAACUGCAUUUGGUUCUAACUUUAAGAGGUGGUAAUUAG
This is a messenger RNA of Tetrapisispora phaffii CBS 4417, 234 nucleotides long. RefSeq names its product NEDD8 family protein RUB1 (gene RUB1). Gene Ontology annotation, biological process: modification-dependent protein catabolic process; protein neddylation; regulation of proteolysis. NCBI's taxonomy places the organism in Eukaryota, Fungi, Ascomycota, Saccharomycetes, Saccharomycetales, Saccharomycetaceae. Bases 1 to 234 code for a protein of 77 amino acids. Gene Ontology annotation, molecular function: protein tag activity; ubiquitin protein ligase binding. The transcript has 2 exons. Gene Ontology annotation, cellular component: cytoplasm; nucleus. The record is from RefSeq and is a predicted model, not a curated record.